Molecule: messenger RNA, 1352 nt
Organism: Salarias fasciatus (jewelled blenny)
Lineage: Eukaryota; Metazoa; Chordata; Actinopteri; Blenniiformes; Blenniidae
Exons: 3
Coding region: 382-1086 (234 amino acids)
Biological process (GO): cell adhesion
Molecular function (GO): integrin binding
Source: RefSeq, a predicted model, not a curated record
CUGGCGUUUCAGUCAGUAUUUAGAGGUUGUAAAAGGUAAAUAUUCGAAUAAAUUGGCAGGUCUUUUUGGGAUUUUGAGCAACAUUGGAAGGAGCAGCUGUGUGUUUUCCGAGGCGGUCACAUUUCUUCAGCAUGUGAUGUGAGGAUGAUGCAAAAGGAGUUUGGAACAGGCUGAUGGAUGUGCAGAACCUUGUUUUCGUGCAGUUGUGGGUGAAAACACAGCAGCUGUGGAGCGAAGCUUCAGGCCUCUCCAGAUGUUUUCGGCUCCGCCGCUCCUCCCUCCUGUCCCGGACCAGACUUCUACUGAGCGAAAGGCUUCGUGAUCCCAACUCAAACUCUGUGACGACCAGUCUGGACGUCUGCUGAAAACCUCAAAGCCAAGAUGAUUUUUUUACACGUGGUACUUUUGAGUGCAAAUCUGAUUACUUUUGCUUGCAGUUCACACCAGUCCAGCUGUGACGAGGACUGUGCGGACAAGCCGGUCUUCACGCCGUCCCAGCUGGUGGUGGAGUACGGCGCCGCCGCCUCGGUCAGCUGCACGCCCUGCCAACACGGCUGCCGGCAGGACCAGGCCGGCAUGGACGCAUCUGCCGGAGAGACGGCGAGGAACGACACCGCCGUUCUGUGGACGGUCGACAGCGUGGCGGAGUUCAAUCUGUCUGCCACGUGCUUCUACGCAAAGGAUGAUGGGAGCCGGUGUUGCAGCCGUCUGCCUAUAACUGUGUACAAGCCUCCGACGCGAGUGUCGCUGAGCUUUAAGCAGGAGGAGUACUACAGCGGCUACGAGUCCAAAGUGCAGUGCAGCGUCGAGGACGUCGCUCCGAUCGGAAACGUCCAGCUGAUCUUCUACUCCUCAUUCCUGCCGGUCUUUCACCACCAGUUCAGCGACUCGUCCGUGAGCCCAGAGAGCGGGAGCUACACGUUGACGGUCCGGUCGCUGGAGGAAAGCGAUGGGUCGGGGUACUGGUGUGAAGCCAACCUCCGUCUGGGGCCUGAAGGGCCGGCCACCGUUCUGAAAUAUGCCUCUAAAAUCAGGAGGGAUCACCGCCCCCCACCCUUCAUAGUCCAAAGUUCAGGGGACCGGUAGAUUUGUGCAUCGUGGUUUUCGGUAUAAUUACAAAUAUGACAGAAGGAUAACUGAAAGUUGUCAUGUCAGUAACUUCUAUAUUCUUCAUGUAAAAAUACAACAACAGCAUCUUAACGCAUGCAGUUCAUUACACGACAUUAUGCCACGACUUUACUAAUCGUAUCAGUAUUACAUUGCUCGAUUCUCUUUUUCGCACCUUUCUUAUUCACUUUAUUUCAAUGUGUUCCUCGUGUUUCCAAGCGAAUUACCAUAUAAAUAAACUUCGU